AUGAAGACCACGAGCUCCUCAGCCAGGAGACGGGAGCUGGAAGCCAGAGAAGAAUUAGCACGCAUGGAGCUGAAGCAAGCCCAAGCUGCGGCGAAGCUAGCCCGCGUCAGAUUAGAGCUGGCACAGUGUGAAAAGAAGGACUCCGUGGAUGAAGACCAGGAAGACAGAACAGCACAGGUGCAGAACUGGAUCGAGACAUCAGUAAUGGAAUAA
Molecule: messenger RNA, 213 nt
Organism: Parnassius apollo (apollo)
Lineage: Eukaryota; Metazoa; Arthropoda; Insecta; Lepidoptera; Papilionidae
Source: the annotation of a GenBank genome assembly